Symbiodinium necroappetens is the source of this 261-nucleotide messenger RNA. Lineage: Eukaryota; Dinophyceae; Suessiales; Symbiodiniaceae. The record is from the annotation of a GenBank genome assembly.
GUCCGGCUUGUGCAAGCAUCCUCCGGUGCCUUUGCCGCCCUCUUGGGCGAUGGCUCGGUGAUUGCAUGGGGAGCUGCUGAUCGGGGUGGUGACUGCAGCGCUGUGCGAGAUCAGCUGACGAAUGUGCAGCAUAUCCAGGCGACCCGCAAUGCUUUUGCCGCCGUGGCGGCUGACGGCACGGUGGUGACCUGGGGCAGUGGCACUUGCGGUGGGGACAGCAGUGCUGUGUGUGAGCAACUGACAGACACCCACAUCCUCGCC